AUGUCGCACGACAGGACCGUGAUAAGGCAUGCUGUGGAGGAGAUCGGCUUCGGCUUUCUCACGGACGAUGACAUCAGGAGGCUCAGCGUCAAGCGCAUCACGUCACCAGUCACGUUCGACACGCUCAACAACCCUCUGCCUGGUGGCCUCUAUGACCCGGUGCUGGGACCUGUAGAUAAGAUGAUGAUGUGCGAGACGUGCGGUCAAGAUCAGAAGAACUGCCCGGGGCACAUGGGGCACAUCGAGCUAGCCGUGUCCGUGUAUCAUCCGAUCCUGUUCGGAGCCCUGUACAAGCUCCUGCGCGCCAAGUGCUUCAGCUGCCACAACCUCCGACUUUCCAAGAGCAAGACACGCGUAGCAGCUGUGAAGAUGAUGCUUGUAGAUGCUGGUCGAGCGCAGGAGGCUCUCGAGCUCGAUGCGACCCUUCUGGGUUAUCUCAAGGAUGGCGCUAGAGAUCACGACGUCCUCGAUGGCAACACCGAAGACACGCUGGUGUCUGCAACCAAGUACCGGGAUCACGUGCUCGGCUGCCUGGAGGAAGACCUCGCCGGGGCCCCGCGGGCAGAAUGGUGCGGUGGGCACAACAGACAGCUGAGGCGGCAGCUGGCCGAGAACUUGAUCAAGGCCAUGGGAGCCUGCAAAAGGUGCGAGAACUGCGGCGCCUUCUCCCCAAACAUUCGCAAGGACGGCUCCAACAAACUGUUUCAGGUCCCGCUUUCCGACAAGAAUCGCAUGGCGAACCAGUCGUGCAACACACAGAUCGUCUCGGCAGUCCAGAGACGGGACCCUGGGAAACCGAACGAAGACCCCGGCGACGACUCCGACCCGAUGUCCGAAGACAGCGACUCGGACGACGGCGACAACCUGGAGGAUGACGACGUUGGGGGCUCCGCGCCGUCGUCGAAGGUGGUGGGGGUGUCCCUCGCGGCGGCCCAGGCCGCCGCCGGAGACCCGGCCACCAAAACGGGGGCGCAAGCCCACAAGUUCAUGCCCCCCAUUGAGGUGGAGCUCCAGAUGCAGCAGCUCUGGAAGCUGGAGAGCUCGGUUCUCGAUCUCAUCUUCGUGUCCGGCAGGCGCACUCGCAGUGCUCCUGGUGACGUCAACGGCCCACCGUCUUUUUCUUUACAGAAUGCCAACGACCUCGCUGGCGGGAGCAUUUCGGAUGGGUACCGUUUGUUUUUCGUGAGAGCCCUCGCGGUGCCCCCGCCGAGGUUCAGACCCCCCAUGAACAUGGGGGACAUGAUCGCGGAGCACCCUCAGAAUGUCUACCUCACCAAGGUGCUCAAUCUGAACGAGAGCUUGAAGAACGCGGCCAGCCUUAAGGGGAAGGACCUUGCCAGUGUCUUGACGACGUGGGUCGAGUUGCAGACAACGGUGAACUGCUACAUGGACAGCAGCAAAGACCCCCGUGGGUUAAAGGAUACUCCGCCCGGAUUGCGACAGGUCCUGGAGAAAAAGGAGGGCUUGUUCCGCAAGCACAUGAUGGGGAAGCGGGUGAACUACGCCUGCCGCUCCGUGAUCUCCCCCGACCCCUACGUAGGCACCACCGAGAUCGGCAUCCCCCUGCGUUUCGCCAAGGAGCUUACGUACCCGCAGCCCGUGGCGGACUGGAACGUGGAGGCAAUGCGACAGCUUGUUGAGAACGGGACGAGCGUUUAUCCCGGAGCGAAUUUCGUCGAAGACUCGUCGGGUCGAAUGCUUCACCUCGACAGACUGUCGGACUUGAAAAGAAGAGGCGUGGCGGCCAGACUGCUUUCCAGCCCGGGGCAAAAGGUGUGGAGGCAUUUGACGGACGGGGACUGCAUGCUUGUGAACCGCCAGCCAACCCUCCACAAGCCCGGCAUCAUGGCACACCGUGUCCGCGUCCUCCGCAACCCGGGGUACCAGACGAUCCGGAUGCACUACGCCAACUGCAACACGUACAACGCCGAUUUUGACGGCGACGAGAUUAACUGCCACCUGCCGCAGAACGAGUUGGCGAAGGCAGAGGCGAACCUCCUGGCCUUCACCGACGAGCAGUACCUGGUGCCAACCAAUGGCAAGCCUCUUCGAGGCCUGAUCCAGGAUCACGUCGACGCUGGGGUGAAGAUGUGCUCUAAGGAUUGCUUCUUCACAAGGGGCGAGUACCAGCAGCUGUUGUACCAAGCUCUGUCCGGGUUGCCCGGUCUCGAGAUCGUGCCCCCUUCUGACGACAUCACAACCUUGCCCCCGGCGAUACUCAAGCCGCAGCAGAGGUGGACCGGCAAGCAGGUGAUGUCCACCAUCCUCAGGCACCUAACGAAGGGAUUGCCGCAGCUCAACCUGGACGGCAAGUCCAGGACCCCGAAGGUCGCCUUCGGCGAGGCAGAGCAGGAGCACGUCAUCGUUUUCAGAGAAGGGGAGCUGCUGCAGGGAGUUCUGGACAAGGGGGCGUUCGGUUCGAGCGAGUUCGGCCUUGUUCACGCGGUGCACGAGGUUUACGGCUCCACCGCAGCGGGCAAGCUCCUCACGGCUUUGGGUCGGGUGUUGACAAUAUUCCUCCAGUCUUCGGGUCACACUUGCGGCAUCGAAGACCUUACCCUGACGGGAAGGGCAGAGGGCAACCGACGAGAAAUCAUCAACAAGUCACUCGGUAUAGGCCAAAGGUCAAUGCGAGAGCUCGUUGAAACCGUGGCCGCAGAAGGACAGGAUGCCAAAGCCAUCGCCAAUGGGGCGGCAGCAGAGGAAGGGCACGAGGAUACGAGUAAAGCCCUGGUGGAGGCGGAAGUGGAGAGUAUCAGGCAGAAGACGGCCUCAUUCUUGCUGGGCGAAGACAGGGACACCCGCCUAGCCGAGAUCGACAGACACAUGCAAAGUGCUCUUGCCCCUGUUUCGUCGGACAUCAUCAAGGCGUGUCUGCCCGGCGGCCAGGCGAAGCCCUUCCCCCACAACUGCUUCAGCUUGAUGGUUCUUACCGGAGCCAAGGGGUCGAUGGUGAACCACUCUCAGGUUUCGUGCGCCCUUGGGCAGCAGGCGCUUGAGGGCCGGCGAGUCCCUGUCAUGGUGUCGGGGAAGUCGCUGCCCAGCUUCCAGGCCUUCGAGCCGAGCCCCCGCGCGAACGGCUUCAUCACGGACCGGUUUCUGACGGGCAUCAGACCACAGGAGUACUACUUCCACUGCAUGGCCGGGCGCGAAGGGUUGGUGGACACGGCGGUCAAGACGUCUAGGUCGGGAUACCUACAGCGAUGCCUGGUCAAGCACCUGGAGGAACUGAAGGUUGGUUACGACAACACGGUUCGGGAUGGAGAGGGGUGUGUUCACCAGUUCCUUUAUGGAGAGGACGGGGUCGACACCACACAGACCAAGUAUCUCUCGUCGAAGCAGCUCGGUUUCCUGGCUCAGAACUACCAGGCCCUCCGACACAAGCACGGCAUCACCCCGAGCUUCAAAAAGGACUCCGGGUUUGACUCCCGCGAUGCUUCUCGGGCCCACUCCGAAAUCGCUACCUGUCUUCAGCGGAGGGACGAUGCCGCCGCUAACCCGAGCUCCAGCUGCGCGAAGUUUGUGGCCGGAGAAAUGGUCCUUGCGAAGAGGCGGGCGGUGUUGAAGAGGGGCGAGGGGUGGGGCAAGGCUGAGCUGCUGGCGGGCUGGCACUCGGCGGAGGUGGUGAAGGUCAGGAACGCCGGUACUCCGGCUGCAUUGUACAGCGUCAGGAUCCCUCUCGUUGCCGCCCCCAUGUUCUGGUAA
Messenger RNA from Ectocarpus siliculosus, 3705 nucleotides. Lineage: Eukaryota; Phaeophyceae; Ectocarpales; Ectocarpaceae. The record is from the annotation of a GenBank genome assembly.